UUCUCUGUGUGCCGGGCCCGCCCGCACUGCGGGGAGAGUCCGGGAGCCGCCCACGCCGCUCCCGGCUCCGCGCUGUCGUCUCCCUGGGUCGCGCGCAGGCGGCGAGGCGGUGCGAGCCGGAAGGGCGGCCAUGGCGCUGCUCACCGGGAGGUAGCGGGACUGGGCCGGGGAAGCGGAGGGACCGCCAUGGCCCGGCGGCGGCGCCGCGCCUGCAUCGCGCUGUUCCUGGUGCUGCUCUUCGCCUUCGGCACUCUCAUGGGCCUGCGCACGCUCAAAGCUCCGGACGGACUACCCGCGCUGGGCCCGGGCCUGGAGCUGGCGCCCUUUGAGCGACGUGCGGAGGGAGCCCCCGCGCCCGCCGCCCGGGCCCCGGCUGCCCCCGCCGCUCCGCCGCCGCCGCUGCCGCCCCGCACCGCAGAGCCCCGCAGUUCUCCCGGGCCGGUCCCCGCGGAGGCCGAGCCCGCCCCCGGGCAGAGUCUGCGCGUCUACUCGGACCUCCACGCCUUCUACUACUCGUGGUACGGGAGCCCGCGGCGCGAGGGCCACUACAUCCACUGGGACCACGUCAUGGUGCCGCACUGGGACCCCAAGAUCUCGGCCAGCUACCCCCGCGGCCGUCACAGUCCCCCAGAUGACCUGGGAUCCAGCUUCUACCCAGAGCUGGGGCCCUACAGCUCCCGGGACCCCGACGUGCUGCGGGAGCACAUGACCCAGCUCAAGGAAGCCGCCAUCGGCGUCUUGGUUCUGUCCUGGUACCCACCUGGUAUGGCUGAUGAUAAUGGGGAACCCUCAGAUGACCUUGUACCUGCUAUUCUGGAUGCAGCCCAUCAGUUUAACAUCCAGGUGGCUUUCCAUAUCCAACCCUACAAGGGCCGGGAUGACAUCACUGUACAUGACAACAUCAAGUACAUCAUUGACACGUAUGGAUCCCAUGGUGCAUUUUACCGCUAUAAGAACAGCAUGGGCAAGAGCCUCCCGCUCUUUUAUAUCUACGACUCAUACCUGACGUCCCCUGAAGCCUGGGCCCACCUCCUGACACCAAAUGGGCCCCACUCAAUCCGCAACACUCCCUAUGAUGGGGUCUUCAUAGCACUGCUGGUGGAGGAAGGCCAUACCCACGACAUCCUUGCUGCAGGAUUCGAUGGCAUGUACACCUACUUUGCCUCCAAUGGUUUCUCCUUCGGGUCCUCCCACCAGAACUGGAAAGCUGUGAAGAACUUUUGUGAUGCCAAUAACCUCAUGUUCAUUCCCAGUGUGGGGCCUGGCUAUAUUGACACCAGCAUUCGGCCCUGGAACAACCACAACACUCGGAACAGGGUCAAUGGCAAGUACUAUGAGACAGCCCUGCAGGCAGCCCUAACUGUGAGGCCUGAGAUCGUCUCCAUCACCUCUUUCAAUGAGUGGCAUGAGGGUACCCAGAUCGAGAAGGCCAUUCCCAAGAAGACACCAACACGCCUGUAUCUGGACUACUUGCCUCAUCAGCCCAGUCUGUACCUGGAGCUGACCCGCCGCUGGGCAGAGCACUUCAUCAAGGAGAAGGAGCAGUGGCUGAUGUGAGGGACCCAUGAACAAGAGCAUGAGGUGCUGGUGUCCAAGCCUCACUGGAAGAUGUGUCCAUGUGGCUCAGCUAAGGCUGUAGGCGCUCACUGGUCCCCAAGUUGGCAGCUGGGUGCUUCUGGGUGGGCCAUGAAGCCAGGGCCCCUGUAGAACAGUCUGUUCCUCAGGCAAGCAAUGCUGGGGUGCUCUGCUGCGGUGGAAAGUGAGGUGCUGUUCCCAAAGGAAGAGUAGAGGCUGGCAUGUGACUGUACUUGGCCCAGGCAGCUCCAUACCCUCAGAACACUUUCAUAUAUCCUCUUCUAGCUUUGAACUCUGCUGCAGGUGGUGGCUGUCUAGUGGAGUCACCUAGUCACUGCUCUUGGAAGGAUUUCAGGGUUUUGAGCUAGCAUGCACUCUGCUCCCAUCUGCCAGCCUGUCCUCUCUUCAGGCUUCCUCCCCACAUUGUCUUCUUGGAAGACAAGCAACCACUUCUGAGACUUUCUAAAAGGGAACUUACAGGAACAGGUUGAAGCUCCUCCCAGUAGAUUCCUGAACCCAAUUACCAGGAAGUCAUCUUGAGCAUUCACACAUUUAUUCAACACCCACAAACUGAGCACCUUACUAUGUGCUAGGUGCUGGGGAAAACUUGAAUGAGGAAUAGCUCCUGUCCUGAAACUUACAGGAGCCAGCUUUUCUUAUUUGGUGUGGCCUUGUAGCUAGUGCUUGGGCACAGUUUUAUGUUUUUCUUUUUGGCAGUUGUACCCAGUGCUGACAGUUCGGUUCUUUUUCCUCAAAGAAAAUACCUCUGUGCUCCAAAGCCUAUUUUUUUUCUGGGAUGAACUUUCAGUUCCAGGCAGAGUACUAGAUACCUUCUCCUUUAGCUGCCUGAACUGAACAAGGUCCACUUGUCAGAGCUGCUUUCAAUGCUACUGUGAUUUGUAUUAAUGAAAUUAUCAAGCAGUAUUUUCAAGUUCACACUCCUUUUGCCCUCAAGACCUGUUUCUGACCUCAGUCAGAUUCUGGACAAACUGACAUACGGGCUGGACUGGCUAGUUUUAGCACAAUGAAGAGUGGGUUUGCUUAAGAAAUUACUAGUUUACCUAAGAUUUCUAGGGGGAAUAGUUAACAAACCAGUGUUUAUUCACAAAUAAACUAAUAUGCUAAUUGCAUUAAAGCAGGACCCUGGAACACCUUCUUGACAAGGUUUUUAGAAUAUACUUGAAAUAAUCUAUGUUGGAAACUCCAAAAGUGAAAGGUUUAUAACACUGAACACAAUUCUGAGAAAUAGAUUACAAGUGCAAAGAGAAGGAAGUGGACCCUAGGUCAUCUCGAAAACAUUUAACUUCAGUUAGAUAACUGGCAUUAAACCUAUCGGACAGGUGAGCAGCUUUGGCCACCUAGCUUGUGACUUAGUUGGGGAAACCAAGAUAGGCAGGGACAUUUGAAAGUGCUGUAGCAAUUUCAUUUCAUACACAUACAAUAUGAAAAACACAGUAGGGCCAGCAGGAAGGGGCAGCCACCCUCACAUA
This is a messenger RNA of Sciurus carolinensis (gray squirrel), 3065 nucleotides long. RefSeq names its product mannosidase endo-alpha like (gene Maneal). The transcript has 4 exons. Lineage: Eukaryota; Metazoa; Chordata; Mammalia; Rodentia; Sciuridae. Gene Ontology annotation, cellular component: Golgi apparatus. The record is from RefSeq and is a predicted model, not a curated record. Bases 187 to 1557 code for a protein of 456 amino acids. Gene Ontology annotation, molecular function: alpha-mannosidase activity.